AAAUUCAUCAAUUCGAAGAUUCCUUAUUUCUUUACUUCACCCAACGACGCCGCCGUUGCCGUUCCUAAUGCUAAUUGCUAUUGCUAACUAAACAAAAUUAAUUUAUUUAACAACAGAUUUCAACUCCUCUUCUUACGGAUCUGACCCGAACCCGAAUCAUGGUAUCCGUUUCCGAUUUCGACGUGGUGCCAGAUCGGUGCCGGUCCAACUCGCCAAUUUCGAGUCAUUCGCCGAGACGCAUCUCCAGUUCCCGUAGAUCCCAUUCUUCUUCGUCCUUGUCGUUUUCGUCGUGGUAUCGAAGGAAACGAACCAAAGUGCUUCUGGCGCUUAUUGCGUUGCUAGCUUCAUUUUUUGUUGUGAAUUGGAUUAUGCUUGUACGGCUACAACAUCAACACGAUGGACCCCAUCCUAUUCCGAAGCCAACGCCUCCUUCGUCUGUUUCGGUUUCCCUUCAGGGGAAAUGGAACAAGUCUGGAAAUAGGAAAAAAUCACAGAAGGGAAAUUAUGUAAGGAUGUUGGCAUUGACUGCACAUGCUUUAGCAGAGAAUAAACGUGAACCAAAAGAUUUGUGGCUGGAACCAUUCGCCCCUGCUUCUGUUUGGAGACCUUGUGCUGAUCAGCGUAAUUGGGCACCUAAUGAAGGAAAUAAUGGAUACAUUUUGGUUACUGCAAAUGGGGGAAUCAAUCAGCAACGAGUAGCUGUUUGUAAUGCUGUUGUUGUGGCCCGGUUACUCAAUUCAACUUUGGUUGUGCCCAAAUUUAUGUACAGUAGUGUAUGGAGAGAUGUGAGUCAAUUCAGCGAUAUCUAUCAGGAGGAGUAUUUUAUUAACUACUUGACUCCUGAUAUUCGGAUAGUGAGGGAACUUCCUAAUGAACUGCAGUCUUUGAACUUGGAGGCAAUCGGUAGUGUUGUGACAGAUGUUGACAUGGAGAAGGAGGCCAAGCCAAGGUUUUACUUGAAACACAUCCUACCUAUUAUACUUAAAAAUCAAGUUGUUCACUUUGUUGGAUUUGGGAAUCGCUUGGCAUUUGAUCCAAUACCGUUUGAGCUGCAGAGACUUCGUUGCAGAUGUAAUUUUCAUGCCCUGCAAUUUGUUCCCAGAAUACAAGAAACUGGUGCUUUGCUUCUUAAAAGGUUGCGCGAACAUGCAGGUCUUAUAGGACCAUUGGACCGUUAUCUUGUCGGUCCAUUUGCAGAAUCAAUUAAGGAGGAAAGUGGAAAUCAUGAGAAGAAAGCAUCCAAGUACCUAGCUUUGCAUCUCAGAUUUGAAAUUGACAUGGUAUCUCAUUCUUUAUGUGAAUUUGGGGGAGGUGAAGAAGAGAGGAAAGAAUUGGAAGCAUACCGUGAAAUCCAUUUUCCUGCAUUGGCACUGCUGAAGAAGACUACAAAAUUACCUUCUCCUUCAGAACUCAGGGCUGAAGGCCUAUGUCCUUUGACACCUGAAGAAGCCAUCCUUAUGCUUGCUGCUCUUGGUUUUAACCGCAAAACACAUAUAUUUGUAGCUGGUUCUAAUUUGUAUGGAGGUAGCUCACGGUUGGUUGCUUUGACAAGCUUGUACCCUAAAUUAGUCACCAAAGAGAACUUGCUUUCAUCAGCCGAACUGGAACCAUUUGCUAAUUAUUCAUCUCAGUUAGCCGCAUUGGAUUUCAUAGGCUGUACUGCUUCGGAUGCAUUUGCCAUGACUGAUUCAGGAAGUCAGCUAUCAUCUUUGGUGUCUGGGUAUCGAAUAUAUUAUGGUGGAGGAAAAAUGGCAACAAUACGUCCAAAUAAACGCAGGCUUGCUAGUAUAUUUGUGAAGAACUCUACCAUAGAAUGGCGUGUGUUUGAACAGAGAGUGAGGAAAGCAGUUAGACAAACUAAACAUGUACAGACAAGGCCUAAGGCGAGAAGUAUUUAUAGGUAUCCUAGGUGUAAAGAAUGUAUGUGCAGGACAGAUUGAUUUAAUUAUCUAAGCUUGACUGUAAUUGCCAAUUGUAAUUUGUAACACCGUUGUUCAUUAUUCCCAUUCAAUUUUUUCCUCUGGCUAAUCUGCUUAAUCCAUGCCAGUAUAACUACACUCUUGACCAUGACUUUGCGUGGGAUUAAUCUCUGACAGACAGUGAGUGACAAUCAUCUUUUACGUUCCAUCACGCUGGUUAUGUUCAGAAUAUUU
This is a messenger RNA of Gastrolobium bilobum, 2153 nucleotides long. RefSeq names its product O-fucosyltransferase 15-like. Bases 159 to 1940 code for a protein of 593 amino acids. The transcript has 10 exons. NCBI's taxonomy places the organism in Eukaryota, Viridiplantae, Streptophyta, Magnoliopsida, Fabales, Fabaceae. The record is from RefSeq and is a predicted model, not a curated record.